Molecule: messenger RNA, 1651 nt
Organism: Oncorhynchus nerka (sockeye salmon)
Lineage: Eukaryota; Metazoa; Chordata; Actinopteri; Salmoniformes; Salmonidae
Product: zinc finger protein 239-like
Exons: 4
Coding region: 1-1149 (382 amino acids)
Source: RefSeq, a predicted model, not a curated record
AUGGCCAAAGUGCCACGGCAGCUGUUCCGCCCGAGGACCCGCGUUAGACCACACCAUUACGCUUCUCGCCUGGGGAAGUUCGCAAUUUCUGCAGGAGAGAGACGUGACUAUCGUGGAUCCUCUGGGGAGCCUCAACAACCUCAUGAUGCUGAGGAGACAGAGAAGAGUCUCUCCAGAUCAGAACACCUCAAUAAACACCCGCAGAGACCCACAGGGAAGAGAACUCACUGCUGCUCUGACUGUGGGAAGAGAUUCACAUCAUCAGGUUUUAAAAUUCAUCAGAGAACACACACAGGAGAGAAACCUUAUAGCUGUGAUCAAUGUGGGAAGAGUUUUGUUCAAACUUGCCAUCUGACUCUACACCAGAGAACACACACAGGAGAGAAACCAUAUAGCUGUGGUCAAUGUGGGAAGAGAUUUAGUCGAUCUGGAGAUCUGACAGUGCACAAGAGAAUACACACAGGAGAGAAAUCUUAUAGCUGUGGUCAAUGUGGGAGGAGUUUUAGUCGAUCUGGAGAACUGACAGUGCACAAGAGAAUACACACAGGAGAGAAACCUUAUAGCUGUGAUCAAUGUGGGAGGAGUUUUAGUCGAUCUGGAGAACUGACAGUGCACAAGAGAAUACACACAGGAGAGAGACCUUAUAGCUGUGAUCAGUGUGGGAAGAUAUUUGUUCAAACUUCCCAUCUGACUCAACACCAGAGAACACACACAGGAGAGAAACCUUAUAGCUGUGAUCAGUGUGGGAAGAUAUUUGCUAAUUCUGGAGAUCUGACAGUGCACAAGAGAACACACACAGGAGAGAAACCUUAUAGCUGUGAUCAAUGUGGGAAGAGUUUUGUUCAAACUUGCCAUUUGACUCAACACCAGAGAACACACACAGGAGAGAAACCUUAUAGCUGUGAUCAGUGUGGGAAGAGAUUUACUCAAUCACACAGCCUGAUAUACCACCAGAGAAUACACACAGGAGAGAAACCUUAUAGCUGUGAUCAAUAUGGGAAGAGAUUUGCUACACCUGGCCACCUGACUCUACACCAGAGAACACACACAGGAGAGAAACCUUAUAGCUGUGAUCAAUGUGGGAAGAGAUUUACUCAGUCACACAGCCUGAUAUACCACCAGAGAAUACACAGGAUAGAAACCUUAUAGCUGUGGUCAAUGUGGGAAGAGGUUUCGUCAAUCUGGCCAUCUGACUCAACACCAGAGAACACACAGGAUUGAAAUCUCAUAGCUGUGACCAGAGAUAAUCUGAUAAAAGAUCUGAUCAAAUAUUAGAAAAAACAUACAUGAAGAAGUUGUUUCAUGAUUUCAAUGAAUUAGUGUCACAAUGUAGAAUUUUUUAACAUUGUAGUAGGAGUAUUGUAAUGAUUUCACAAUGUAGAAGGCUAAACCUUUGUCCACUUAUGAAUUGAUAUCAACAUGUUAUGGAUAUUAUCCUAAUGGGGAAAAAUCCAGGCUCUGAAAUGGAAGAGUACUAUUUAUGUGAUUUAACAAAAAUUGACAAACAAAAAAAAGAGUUCGGAUCAAAUCAAAUGUAUUUAUAAAGCCCCUCUUAUAUCAGCUGAUAUCACAAAGUGCUGUACAGAAACCCAGCCUAACACCCCAAACGGCAAGCAAUGCAGGUGUAGAAGCACGGUGGCUAGGAAAAACU